GCCACCAGCCAUGGAGCCCCGGGCACUCGUCUUUCUCCUUGGCCUCUGCUCGGCUGGCCUCGUCCUGGGCUCCGAACAUGAGACCCGGCUGGUGGCAAAGCUAUUUGAAAACUACAACAGCGUGGUACGGCCCGUGGAAGACCACCGCCAGGUCGUGGAGGUCACGGUGGGCCUGCAGCUGAUACAGCUCAUCAAUGUGGAUGAAGUAAAUCAGAUCGUGACAACCAAUGUUCGUCUGAAACAGCAAUGGGUGGAUUACAACUUAAAAUGGAAUCCAGAAGACUAUGGUGGCGUGAAAAAAAUUCACAUUCCCUCAGAAAAGAUCUGGCGCCCAGACCUCGUUCUUUAUAACAAUGCAGAUGGUGACUUUGCUAUUGUCAAGUUCACCAAAGUGCUCCUGAACUACACUGGCCACAUCACGUGGACACCUCCCGCCAUCUUUAAAAGCUACUGCGAGAUCCUCGUCACCCACUUUCCCUUUGACGAGCAGAACUGCAGCAUGAAGCUGGGCACUUGGACCUAUGAUGGCACCGUGGUGGUCAUCAACCCGGAAAGUGACCAGCCAGACCUGAGCAACUUCAUGGAGAGUGGGGAAUGGGUGAUCAAGGAGUCCCGGGGCUGGAAGCACUGGGUGUGCUACGCCUGCUGCCCCUCCACCCCCUACCUGGACAUCACCUACCACUUCGUCAUGCAGCGCCUGCCCCUGUACUUCAUUGUCAACGUCAUCAUUCCCUGCCUGCUUUUCUCCUUCUUAACGGGCCUGGUGUUCUACCUGCCCACAGACUCAGGAGAGAAGAUGACUCUGAGCAUCUCUGUCCUGCUGUCCUUAACCGUGUUCCUUCUGGUCAUCGUGGAGCUGAUCCCGUCCACCUCCAGUGCAGUGCCCUUGAUUGGGAAGUACAUGCUCUUCACCAUGGUGUUCGUCAUCGCAUCCAUCAUCAUCACCGUCAUCGUCAUCAACACGCACCACCGCUCCCCCAGCACCCACGUCAUGCCCGCGUGGGUGCGGAAGGUUUUUAUCGACACUAUCCCAAAUAUCAUGUUCUUCUCCACAAUGAAAAGACCAUCCAGAGAAAAACAAGACAAGAAGAUUUUUACAGAAGACAUUGAUAUUUCUGACAUCUCUGGGAAGCCAGGGCCUCCGCCCAUGGGUUUCCACUCUCCCCUGAUCAAGCACCCCGAGGUGAAAAGUGCCAUCGAGGGCAUCAAAUACAUCGCAGAGACCAUGAAGUCAGACCAGGAGUCCAAUAACGCGGCCGAGGAAUGGAAGUACGUUGCAAUGGUGAUGGACCACAUUCUCCUUGGAGUCUUCAUGCUUGUCUGCAUCAUCGGAACCCUGGCUGUGUUUGCAGGUCGGCUCAUUGAAUUAAAUCAGCAAAGAUGAGCAGAAAGCUGAGCUGAACCUCAGCGCCAGGGAGAUCUGUCUGCUUGGAUACACACUCACUUAUCACACAUUUAAUUUUCUGCAUUUAUUAUUCAUGACAAAGGUUUAUUUUUACAUAAGGUUAUGGCCUCAAAGUGUGUUCACAUUGCUUCUCCUUUUACUCCUGGCAUGACUGCCCGGAGAGUGGACCCUUUGCAGUAAAUGAACCUGGAUUGCUACAAGAAGUGUUCAUUUCCAGCGAUGUCCGAAAGAAUUUUGCCCAGGAUAACUGAGGUUUUCUGUUAGUUUUUAAAAUGUUUUAUUUUAAGCAAAGAAUCUAUCCUUUGCUUAAAAGUCAGUUUUGUACCUACUAAAAAAGCCCCAUCUACCAGUCCCCAAAAGAUAAAGCAUUUGACUUGGAGAGAAAGAAAGCAGUUAGAAAGAUAACAGAAAAAUUCUAGAAUGGCCACCAAAAUGCAAACUGCCUCAAAAACCCAUGUUUUAAGGUAUGUUUUUAGAAUUUGGAGGUGAAGGAAGGUCUUCCCAGUCUAACACAGCACCUGAGUUUGAUGCUUGGGGUUUGAGGGAAAAGAGGAAGUAACCUGUAUCGAGUGUGGGGCAAGGCACUGUGGGAAUGGGCUCACAUGUAUGGUUUUAUUUAUUCUUAUAAUUCUCAUAAAUGUCCCUAUUUUAGAAAUGAGAAAACUGAACUGGAGGGAGGUUAAGUUCAUUGCCCAAACUAGCAAGUGGAACUGACAUUUGAACUCAGACCUUGUGGGUUCAAAGCAGCACUGGGCUGGGCCAGUUCAUCUGCUCACUUGCUCUUUGGAUCAACCCUGGAUCCAUCUGGGUCACUGUGACUCUGGUCAGUGUUUUUGAGAGGUUGAGUCCUAGUGUCAGCCAUCUUUCUGCCUUUCCAGUUAAACCACCUGCCUUCCCCCCCAGUACUUACUCCAAUCCUGUUUAAGGUUCUAGUUCUAUAAAUGAGAUUAGAAAUGUGUGCCUAUAUCACCAUCACUUCUGCAAUUCUGGACGAGUGAGUAGGAGAGGAAAUUAUUUCCUUUCUCCAUAACAACCUACGAGCCACAAGACAGUUCACUCCAGAACUAGAAAAUGUGCAGCCCUAGGCUCAGUAAGGGCCAUCAGAUCCCUGGAACACAUCUGAUCCACGUCAGUACCAGGGAGAGCGGGAAAUGGCAGUGCCAGGCAGCCUGUCUGAACCCAGGUGGUUUCAAUCUAUGUCUCCGUGGGAUUCCCCAUCACACACCCGUGGCAGGACUGAGUGCUUUCAUUUAAGACUCAACUAAAGGGAAAACAAUUUGGCAAUUCCCCAGAAAGCUAACCAUAGAAUUUUUAUAUGAUCCACCAAUUCCACUCCCAGGUAUACACCCAAAAGAAUUGAAAGCAGGGACCUGAACAGAUACUUGGACACCAAUGUUCACUGCAGCAUUAUUCACAAUAGCUAAAGGUAAAAACCACUCAAGUGCCCAUUAAUAGGUAACGAAAUGUGAGAUAGAUACAUACACACACACACACACACACACACACACACACACACAGUGGAUUAUUCAACUUUACAGAGGAAUGAAAUUUUAAUGAAUGCUAUAGUACACAUCAAACUUGAAAACAUUAUGCUAAGUAAGUAAGCCAGAUGCAAAAGGACAAAUAUUGUAUGAUUCCACUUACAGGAGGUACCUAGAGUAGUCAAAUUCAUAGAGACAGAAAAUAGAAUAGAGGUUACCAAGAUUUGUGGGGAGGGGCGAGUUAUUGCUUAAUGGAUAGAGUUUUGGUUUGAGAUGAUGAAAAAGUUU
Messenger RNA from Hippopotamus amphibius kiboko, 3174 nucleotides. It is a transcript of the gene CHRNA1, whose product is annotated as cholinergic receptor nicotinic alpha 1 subunit. Gene Ontology annotation, biological process: signal transduction; chemical synaptic transmission; nervous system process. The record is from RefSeq and is a predicted model, not a curated record. Gene Ontology annotation, cellular component: neuron projection; synapse; postsynaptic membrane. The coding region runs from base 11 to 1384 and encodes 457 amino acids. The transcript is spliced from 9 exons. Gene Ontology annotation, molecular function: transmembrane signaling receptor activity; acetylcholine-gated monoatomic cation-selective channel activity. Lineage: Eukaryota; Metazoa; Chordata; Mammalia; Artiodactyla; Hippopotamidae.